This is a messenger RNA of Magnolia sinica, 2760 nucleotides long. Its product is annotated as LRR receptor kinase BAK1-like. The transcript has 11 exons. Bases 315 to 2192 code for a protein of 625 amino acids. The record is from RefSeq and is a predicted model, not a curated record. Lineage: Eukaryota; Viridiplantae; Streptophyta; Magnoliopsida; Magnoliales; Magnoliaceae. Gene Ontology annotation, biological process: protein phosphorylation. Gene Ontology annotation, molecular function: protein binding; ATP binding; protein kinase activity.
AGAAAGGCAGCAAAAGGAUUUUCGCAGCAGACAGAUGAGAGAGAGUGAGAGAGGACAAAGACGAAGAGAAGAAGCAGAGCGGUAGAUGCUCUUGAAUAUCCUCAAACUGCGCUGUUUUCUUUUCUCGAAUCCGUUUGCUUUUGAUGAUAUCCGCCAGAGAUUUUGAUCCGGUUGAUUUUCUUCGGAAGAGAAAUGGUGGAGGAUUUGGUGGGUUUUGAGCUCGAGCUAGGUUUUCUUAGAUUAGGGUUUCUCCGACGCGUUUUUUGAGCUGAAUUUUCUAUGGAUCUGAGGAGGUUGAUGAAGUAGAAGUAGAGAUGGAAAGGGAGAUUGUUGCUUCCGUUCUCGUCUGGUUGAUCCUGGUUUUUGAUCCUCUUACGAAGAUUCAUGCGAACGUUGAAGGUGAUGCUUUGCAUAAGCUACGCUCCAGUUUAAGUGAUCCUAAUAAUGUGCUGCAAAGUUGGGAUCCAACCCUUGUCAAUCCAUGCACAUGGUUCCAUGUCACUUGCAACAAUGAAAAUAGUGUUAUAAGAGUUGAUCUAGGAAAUGCAGAUUUAUCUGGUACACUGGUCUCGGACCUUGGCCUGCUUAAAAAUUUGCAAUACUUGGAACUUUAUAGCAACAACAUAAGUGGGAUAAUUCCUACUGAGCUUGGAAAUUUGACCAACUUGGUGAGCUUGGAUCUGUAUUUAAACAAAUUCACUGGUGUCAUACCUGAUACAUUGGGCAAGCUAACAAUGCUCCGUUUCCUCCGGCUUAAUAACAAUAGCCUGUCGGGUCUAAUUCCUAUGUCUUUAACGGCGAUUACUGCACUGCAAGUUCUGGAUCUAUCCAACAAUCAGUUGACGGGAGAAGUUCCAUCAAAUGGCUCCUUCUCACUGUUCACCCCCAUCAGUUUUAAUAAUAACAAGUUAUGUGGCGCGGUUGCUGGAAAAGCUUGCCCAGGAGCUCCUCCUUUUUCUCCACCUCCUCCAUUUGUUCCACCACCGCCAAUUUCAUCUCAAGGAGGAAAUAGUGCCUCCACUGGAGCAAUUGCUGGGGGAGUGGCGGCAGGUGCUGCUCUACUGUUUGCUGCGCCUGCAAUUGCAUUCGCAUGGUGGCGACGUCGGAAGCCGCAAGAGCAUUUCUUCGAUGUGCCCGCUGAAGAGGAUCCAGAAGUUCAUCUGGGCCAGCUCAAAAGAUUUUCUCUACGAGAACUACAAGUUGCAACUGAUAGUUUCAGCAACAAGAACAUUUUGGGCAGAGGUGGAUUUGGGAAGGUGUACAAGGGACGGCUGGCAGAUGGGUCGCUUGUUGCCGUGAAGCGGCUCAAGGAAGAGCGUACACCGGGUGGGGAGCUACAAUUUCAGACAGAGGUAGAGAUGAUCAGCAUGGCUGUUCAUCGGAACCUCCUCAGGCUACGAGGUUUUUGCAUGACACCCACGGAACGCUUGCUUGUCUAUCCAUAUAUGGCCAAGGGAAGUGUUGCAUCAUGUUUAAGAGAGCGUCCGGAAUCAGAACCACCACUUGAUUGGCCAAACCGUAAGCGGAUUGCGUUGGGAUCUGCAAGAGGGCUUUCGUACCUGCAUGAUCACUGUGAUCCAAAGAUCAUUCACCGAGAUGUGAAAGCUGCAAAUAUCUUAUUGGAUGAGGAGUAUGAGGCGGUUGUUGGUGACUUUGGCUUGGCUAAACUUAUGGACUACAAGGAUACCCACGUGACAACUGCUGUCCGUGGCACAAUUGGGCAUAUCGCCCCUGAGUACCUCUCCACAGGGAAGUCUUCAGAGAAGACUGAUGUUUUUGGCUACGGGAUCAUGCUUCUGGAACUGAUCACUGGACAGAGAGCAUUUGAUCUUGCUCGGCUUGCAAAUGAUGACGAUGUUAUGCUUCUUGACUGGGUGAAAAGUCUUCUGAAAGAGAAGCAGUUGGAGAAGUUAGUCGACCCUGAUCUUCAAGGCAUCUAUGUGGAAGCCGAGGUGGAGCAGCUGAUCCAGGUCGCAUUGCUCUGCACUCAGGGCUCCCCAGUUGACCGCCCCAAAAUGUCGGACGUGGUGAGGAUGCUUGAAGGUGAUGGAUUGGCAGAGAGAUGGGAGGAAUGGCAGAAGGUGGAGGUGGUUCGCCAGGAAGUCGAGCUGCUCCCCAACCGGAACCAUUCUGAGUGGAUCAUCGACUCCACCAAUGAUCUUCGAGCCUUCGAGUUAUCCGGCCCAAGGUAACAUCGCCACCACAGAAGAAGGCAAGGGGAAUUAUUUACCCAUGUUAUUUUUCUUCACUUGCAUCCUGUGCCAUCUAUAAAAGCCCAUCUGUGCCCAACAAGUUGAGAAAAUCUGUGUAUAUAUGAAUCUGCAGGCCAUUGUAUAAUCUGCAAUCAUUUCUUGAUUAUGUGUAUUGUUUAAGGGAUGCCAUGUGGCAGUUACCUUAACACAGGAGGUGGUCUGCAGACUCAAGCAGACCACCUCAAGCAAGAAGGCAGUCUAGUCAUGGCUGAUGCGACAGGGAUGGGUGGGGUUUGUAGUAACACGCCUGAUGCUAAGGGAGUAAAAAAGAACCUUGGUACUUUGCUUGGCUAUGUAAACAAUUUGGAGGGUGUUUUUUUUAGUCCUUUUGGCAGGCGUUGAGGGCCUUUUGUUCAGUAGUUUGCUAAGUGUGCUAUGAAGGAGAGUAUGAGUGUUGUAAUAACAAGUGGGGCAUUGGAAUCCCAGCAGCAUGCAUCUCCAUUUACAUGGUGAAAUUUGGUUCCAUAAAGAUGAUCUUAUGUUUCAGUCAAUGAGUAUUAUUUUCUCA